AUGGCAAAUUCAUCAUCUCCAUGGUCAUCACAAAACGAUUGCCGAAAUAACACUGAAACAUUUUGUGUCUUUUCAUCGAAAAACUUUGCAGGUGGUAGAGGUAUAUCCAUCUUAACAACACCUGAUCGCGUUGAGAGCCUUCAACAACUACCAGCAUUUGUUGAUGCAGAUGCGUUAUUGGGCGUCAAUGAGCAACCGUCUCCACCGUUUGAAGAAAGAGAGCUCCCUGGGAGAGGACGUGGCCUUAUUGCGAAUAAAAUGCUACAUCGUGGUGAUAGGAUAUUUGCACAUACUCCCAUCUUGAUGCUGGAUGGUGAGAGUUUUGGAGAUCUAGAAAGAGAAGAGUGGCUAGAGCUAGAGCAUACAGCUGUCAAUAAUCUCCCUCCAACAACGAAAAAGAUGUUUUCGGCGCUAUAUGGCCGCCAGGUGACGGAUCCAGUGAGCGAUCGGAUUGACACCAAUGCUUUUGAACUUGAGCUGGACGAGGUCACGUAUUAUGCUGUAUUUCCCGAGAUAGCUCGUCUCAACCAUGAUUGCCGCCCUAAUGCCGCCUACUUUUUCGACAGGCAAAGUCUUACGCACUACGUACACGCUAUCACGGAUAUUACUCCUGGCACCGAAAUCACCAUUACUUAUAUAGAUCCGCAUAUGCCACGUCAGAAGCGUCUCAAGAAACUCUCCUCUCUCUGGGGCUUCAAUUGCUCUUGUAGCCUAUGUAGUCUUCAUCCAGAGCUGGCGCAUGCAUCUGACGAGCGCCUCGAUCAGAUUACAGCUAUUAGCGAGCGCCUCGAAGACUGGGCAACGGCGCCACCGCAAAUGGCGCGGACACUCAUCAGUCUUUACGAACAAGAGCGCCUGCAUGCUCCGUCUAGUUCAGCAUAUUGGUAUGCGGCGUUGACAAGCUGUGCGGAGGGGUCGUAUUGGGACACGAUACGGUAUGCGCAACUAGCGGUUGAGUUGGGGGUAUUAGACUAUGGAUUUAGCGAUGAGAGUUUUCAGCUCAUGAGAAGGCUGGCGAAGGAGCCAGAAAAAGAGGCGUGUUGGUUGACAAGAUUAAAAUAA
Molecule: messenger RNA, 1062 nt
Organism: Trichoderma virens Gv29-8
Lineage: Eukaryota; Fungi; Ascomycota; Sordariomycetes; Hypocreales; Hypocreaceae
Exons: 2
Coding region: 1-1062 (353 amino acids)
Molecular function (GO): protein binding
Source: RefSeq, a predicted model, not a curated record